UUUUUUAACCUCCACGCUUACUCUUUUGUGUCGUGUCAAAGCAACUUUGAUUCAAUAAAGUACAGUCCAGUCCAACAAUGUCUGGAGAAACCCCACCUACAGUCUCCGGUCGAUUUCAAUCACAUAAAAAGUUUCCCGGAUCCUCAAUGUCUCCCGGCUCUAAUCAUUCCCCUAAUGGCGGUCGAGGUGGUCACCACAACCGUUCCCGCGUAUUGAUGAGUAAAGUAUCAGCACCACGUCCUAUCAACCUUCCCAGCUUACGUCGAGAAAACGCAGCCGGUGGCGACUGGUCAGCCUCUUCUGGAGGUGGAGGCGGAGCACCAGGAACGAACAACAGCACAUCAUCGACGUCCGGUAAUAAUCAUACAGGUGGAACAAGUGGUGGUGGAUGGGGAACUUCGCCUUCCAUGUCACCAUUCUCGACACCGCAAAAGUGGGAUCACAAUAACGCUGCCAGCGAAAAGCCAGAGUGGCAAACAACAAGCAGUCCUGAAUUACAAUCACUAUCACCACCCGCCGUCCACAAGUCAUCUUUGUCACCGCCACAAUCGUCAUCUUCCACACACGCCCCUGCCACCUCCUCGACUUCUUCUUCUCCAGGCAGUCCUCCGUACCAAGGUACAGCCUCACGUGUUUGGGCUGCUGUAUCCACAACCUCAACGCCAACAUUGUCGGCCAAAUUUCCCACAGCUGCUGAGACUGCUACACCGGAAAGUACUGCGACAACUACCACUGGUGCGGAUAAAAGUCCAAAAUCUGAUAAACAGCAACAGCAACAGCAGGUACGUGUACACUUGUCCAAUUUCCCCGUGUGUAAUCCGUUAAAUUGAGGAUGUCAUAAGAAUGCAAGCGCAGGCUACUGACUGUUUAUUAUCUGUGAUAAAGCAGAGUGAAAUCAAACCUGCU
Messenger RNA from Zychaea mexicana, 906 nucleotides. RefSeq lists its product as uncharacterized. The transcript has 3 exons. The record is from RefSeq and is a predicted model, not a curated record. NCBI's taxonomy places the organism in Eukaryota, Fungi, Mucoromycota, Mucoromycetes, Mucorales, Lichtheimiaceae. Bases 78 to 830 code for a protein of 250 amino acids.